This is a messenger RNA of Drosophila biarmipes, 802 nucleotides long. Its product is annotated as cilia- and flagella-associated protein 251. The coding region runs from base 113 to 712 and encodes 199 amino acids. The record is from RefSeq and is a predicted model, not a curated record. The transcript has a single exon. NCBI's taxonomy places the organism in Eukaryota, Metazoa, Arthropoda, Insecta, Diptera, Drosophilidae.
AUGCCUUUCUUUUUAUUUUAACUCAAUAUAUGAUCACCAAAAUUUGUCCUUGCUAUGUAGUUUCAUAUCUGUAAACCCUUCAUAACACCACAAACGCCUUACACCCAAUCAAAUGGCUGAUGUGGAGGAAGAAGUCCCUCCAGAGGCUGAGGAGGAGCAAAAUGAAGGAGCAGAAGCCGAGGAAGACCUUGAUGCAGAAGGCGAGGACGAUGACGAGGAGGGCGCAGAGGAGGAAGAGUCGGAGGAGGAAGAGGCUGAUCCAUUCGAGUUGCUCGAUGAAAGCGAGGCGGAGGACGAGGAGCAGCAGGCAAUGUACAAGGAGUAUCUGGAGGUGGUCAAGGAAAUCGAUGCCCAGAACUUGGUCAUACGAGAGCUUAAGGCCAAGUCCACUCGAUUGAUGUGCAAGAGGUGCAAGACAUUCAGGGACAAGCAGGAGUACAGGCGACUGAGAGCCUGUCAGGAGCAGGAGGACAUCCACCUGAGGGCCCUGGUCAACCGAGCCGUUCAGCUGCAAAACUUCGGAUCUCCCAGGCGGUACGGAGAUGUGGAACUAGAGUUUACAGAAGCCGAGCAGAGUUACUUCUUCACUGGCCUUCAGCCGUCCUUUUCAGGAGCAUGUCCCUCAAACUCGGAGGACGAGUCUUCCCAAGGGUGCUGCUUCUCGGAAUCUGACUCAGAUUCGGACUCCGAAUACGAUCCGUGCUGUACCUAGUCUGCAGCUGUUUGGUUGGACAUAAAGGCGGGACUUUUGUGGUACCUAAUAAAGUGUGGAUUUGUAAAGAAACAUUUGUCUAGAACAACA